Messenger RNA from Rhinocladiella mackenziei CBS 650.93, 1131 nucleotides. RefSeq lists its product as uncharacterized. The record is from RefSeq and is a predicted model, not a curated record. The transcript has a single exon. Bases 1 to 1131 code for a protein of 376 amino acids. Lineage: Eukaryota; Fungi; Ascomycota; Eurotiomycetes; Chaetothyriales; Herpotrichiellaceae. Gene Ontology annotation, biological process: carbohydrate metabolic process; peptide modification. Gene Ontology annotation, cellular component: plasma membrane.
AUGAGUAUUUCUCGCCGCAACUAUAAGAACGACGACAUUCCAUCACAGCACGUCGAUGCUUUUGAAGAGCUGCUCGCUUCACUUACGCGCAUCAAUACCUACAAUCCUCCAGUCCAGACAUGCUCCACUGGCUGGACUUUCCACGGCCUCUACAAUGGCCCAACAUCGAUAGCAUACCUGUUCUUCCGCUUAUCGCAGCACUACCAUGAUCUGAUGUUCAAAGGGCAAUCCCUCCUGGACUGGGCCCAGGCUUACCUAGAUCUGGGCGCGUUCGGACAUCGGAGGGGCGUAGAUUCCGGUCACUGUGGAAUCGCAAAUGAAGUCACGGCACAAAUAUCCAUACGUGCGGUCAUGGAGCAAGACUCCAGUCUGGUGCAGAAAUUGUGUUCGUAUGAGAGCACUGUUAAUGAUGGGUCAGGUUCCGAUGAAUGGUUGUACGGUCGAUCAGGCUAUCUGUACUUUUUGCGCUUAGCACGGUCAGGCUUUGAGAAGGAUGCCAAUGCCGCCAAGCUGAUCGAUUCAACCAUCCAGAAAACGGUACAGCGAAUUUUGGCCACCAAACAGCCUUGGAAAUGGCAUGACAAGGCAUAUCUUGGAGCAGCGCAUGGAACUCUGGGAAUCCUCUGCCAAGUGGUGCUGUCGUCACCUUCCAGCGCAGGCUCUAUCGAACAUAUUCUCUCCCAAGUUCUUGGCACCCAGCUUUCAAGCGGCAAUUUCCCCUCGUCCUUACCUGCGAGUUCCGACCGACUUGUUCAGUUCUGCCAUGGAGGGCCCGGUGCAGUCCUGGCGUUGAGGUCGCUACGGCCCCACUUUCCCAGCUUACAAGGCAGAAUUGACGCAGCCAUUACCGCGGCACAAAGAGAUAUCUGGAAGCGUGGCGUUCUCACGAAACAACCUUGCUUAUGUCACGGCAUAGCGGGGAACGCCCUCGCUCUGGACGAUGAUGCAGAGUUUGAGCAUCUGCUAGCAUACAUGUCGAGUGACACUCUUGAGAGUCGAGGUUGGUUGGAUGAAGCGGGACGGGAUGAUGAGCUCGUCGGCCUUUAUACUGGCGAAGCCGGCCGGGCGUGGGCUUGGGCUGUGGCUGACAGAGGACUGGAGAGGACUUGUAUCGGAUUUAACGAUUUGUGA